Messenger RNA from Iphiclides podalirius (scarce swallowtail), 615 nucleotides. NCBI's taxonomy places the organism in Eukaryota, Metazoa, Arthropoda, Insecta, Lepidoptera, Papilionidae. The record is from the annotation of a GenBank genome assembly.
AUGGUAGUGGUUUCGCCUCCGUUUUCCGUACCGGCGGAAGGUAUUAUUAUGCAAAGCCCAUCAACCAAAUUGCUUGUAAACGACCAAGAAUUAGGAACUGCAACAUUGUACAUUACUCAGAACAAUGUUGUUUGGGGUGGCGGUGUGGGCAGUAACGGUGGCCCUUCACCUACAAUCUCGCUGCUGUACCCCAGUAUCUCAUUACAUGCAGUGCAAAAGGAACCAUCGCCGGCAUUAUACAUGGUGCUGAAUUACGAGCUCAGAUUGCCUGAACUAACUCAGUCAAGUGGCGAUGCUGGUGAAGAUGACGAUGAUGAUUUUGAUGCAGAUGAUCAACCCAUCACCCAGUUAAGAUUUAUACCGCAGAAUGAGGCCGAUCUAUCAGCCAUGUAUGCAGCGAUGAGCCAAGGCCAAUCUCUACAUCCCGAUCCAGCAGAUGAAGUUGAUGACGAGGACCCAUACCUUGAUGGGGAGGAAUUUGACGAGGGCGAAGAGGAGUUUGAGGAUGCGGAAGAGAUCGAGGCCGCUCCGGCUGAUCGCUUGAGGCAACUGCGUUUGGACAACUCCAAUGGAGCGCAUUACCAAGAUUGUGAAGACGCUGACAUUGGGGAGGAG